AUGGCCGCCGUCUCCCGCGCCCUCGCGGGCAUCAAGCAUCCCCCGCGCUCGUCGCCUCGGCAAAUGUCGCGCGGCCGCCGCUCCGCCGUCGCCGUCGCCGCCGCCAAGGCGCCCGCCACCUCGAUCGCGUCAAACGCCAACGAUGCUCAGGAGGGUGGGUACUUUGGCAGCGGCUUCGACGCGCCGAACGAGUACGGUUACUUCGAAUCCGCCAUCACCGUCGCCGAGCAGAAGCGCAAGGACAAGCUCACCGAGGGCGGGUUCAAGCAGAUCAAGGGGCUGAGCGCGGAGGAGGAGAAGGCUCGGUACGCGCGCCUCUGCUCCAAGCACCCGGAAUCGCAGCGAUGCGAGGAGGGGUUCAGCCAAAAGUACGUCACGAAACCCGCGACGACGUCGAAGAUCAACGGAUCCCUCGUGCGUUCCGACGGCAUCAUCUUAGUCCCGGGCAACCGCGAGGAUCUCAUCACCUACGUCCUCGAUCCCAAGAUGAGCGGCGACACAAUCGGGCUUUUGAUCCCCACGCUCUUUGUCAUCUUGGGCGCGCAGCUCAAGAAGGUGGCGGGGGUGCCCGAGUACGUGUCGGGCGCGGUGGCCAUCACCACCAAGGUUGUGGCGACGGGGCUCAUCGCGCUGUACUGGCUCCCGGAGUUCACCGCCGGGCUCGUGCAGUGA
Messenger RNA from Micromonas commoda, 672 nucleotides. RefSeq lists its product as hypothetical. Lineage: Eukaryota; Viridiplantae; Chlorophyta; Mamiellophyceae; Mamiellales; Mamiellaceae. The coding region runs from base 1 to 672 and encodes 223 amino acids. The record is from RefSeq and is a predicted model, not a curated record. The transcript has a single exon.